Ichthyophthirius multifiliis is the source of this 637-nucleotide messenger RNA. RefSeq lists its product as hypothetical. The record is from RefSeq and is a predicted model, not a curated record. The transcript is spliced from 4 exons. Lineage: Eukaryota; Ciliophora; Oligohymenophorea; Hymenostomatida. The annotation marks the transcript as partial.
GAUAAGCCAAUAGAUGCACAUAGAAAAGCAAAUCCUGAAAUAUUAGCACACGAAUAAAAAAGAGAAAUAUAAUUACAUUUAUUAGAAUUAAGAGAAAAGUUGGAAGAAAUGGGAGUACAAGAAGAAGAAAUAGAAUAAAGACUAAAAAUAGCCGAAUAAAAAUUAAAAGAAAAAAUUGAAAAAGGAGAAUUAAUGAAUUCAAAAGAUUCACAUUAAUAGAAAGUUGCAAAAGAAAAAUAAUAUGAAAAAAUAAAAGAAGCAUUUAAUAUAAAAAAUGAUUAUAAAGUUGGAAAAUCUUUUGAUUUUGAUGGAUAAAAAUAAGAAAUUCUAUAGAAGUAAUAUAAUAAAGAAUUGGAAAAACGUGAAAAAAUAGAAAAAUUCAAAAUGUAAAAAAGAGAAGAAAAAAAGUAAAAAAAAUAGAAGAAAAUUUACAAAAGAAAUAAGCAAAAAUAAUCGAAAAAGAAUAAAAAAAAAAGCUAAGGAUGAAAAAUAAGAAAAGUCUAAAAAACAUAAAAAUAAUAAAAAAAAAUAUUAAAAAGUGAAUCUCCUAAUAAAUCUUCUUCCUCUUCUUCAAGUGAAAGUGAUAGUAAUAUAAAUUAAUAAAAAUGGAAAAAAAGAAAAUUUCUAGUGAUGACGA